CAUUGUAGCGAGGCAAAUCUGUGUUCCAUUUAACAUGUGCUCUCUCAUUUUAUUAAGUUUGUCUGUAUUUAUGUUUGAAGUUUGUUCUGCUAGCAUUUGCUUCUGGAACAGUGGGUGCCCUUAUAAUUAUUUUGCGACCGCUACUCCUUAUAAUGUUGUAAGGGGCGACAUACGAGAUUCAAGAAUAAAAAUUAAAUCUUGUGAAGCAGUAAGCAUUUGGGGUUUAUUUCGUCAUGGGAAAAGUAACCCUGACCUUGAUACGGCAAAAAACAUGAAGAAAGUCAUUGCUACUAGACAUUUUUUGGAGACAAGUUAUAUCAAUGGAAAUUGUUCACUUUGCGCUCAAGAUGUAGAAAAUUUAAAAGACUGGCCGAUCGAUGAUAAUUUGUUUGAUAAACCAAAUAGCGUUGCUGAUGAGGGUUAUAAAGAAAUGUUAGGUAUUGGCAGAAGAUUAAAGCAAGCAUUUCCCAAGUUGCUAGAAAAGUCGAAAGAUAUUCAGUACAUAAUCCAAUUAUUUGAUAGUAAUGAUGCAGUAAUGAAAGAUAGCGCCAAAGGAUUGAUGGAAGGCUUAAAAUCUGGUUCAAAUUUAGAUUCUUUAACAAGUUUAUUCACCGAUUCCAAGUGGUGUAAUAAGAAAAAUAAUACACACGAUAUUAUUGAAUCAUUAAAAUAUCAUGGCAGUUCAGAUUACCUAAUCUUAAAAGACAGAAUUCAAAGACGCACUGGUAUCAACUACGAUUUAACUGAUGAAGACAUUUUAUCUCUGUACAACUUAUGUCGCUAUAGUUCAUCUGGGUUUGAAAAAAAACUGAGCCCCUGGUGCGCUAUUUUUACAACGAAAGACUUACAAGCUCUUGAAUAUAUGGAGGAUUUACAUAAUUAUUAUAAAGAUAGUUACGGUACGCCAAAGAACGACAUUUUAGGUAGAAUUCCCCUGGCAGACUUAUUUGGUAAAUUUGAACAAGUUAAACUUGGAAAGGGGAAAAGAAUGGUGGCUUAUAUUACGCAGGCUUCGACAUUAUCUAUGGCGUACACAGCAUUGGGCUUAUUCAAAGAUAAAGAACAACUCACGGGCGCGUAUAGAAAUUCUGAGAGGCAGUGGAGAAGUAGCAAAAUAACAGCGUUUUCGGCGAAUUUUAUUGCAGUUUUAAACAGAUGUGCAAUCGAUGAAGAAGAGGAUUAUAAUGUUAUAUUCUAUUUAAAUGAGGAACCCUUAAUGUCAAUAUGUGAAGAUGGUAUUUGUUCAUGGCAAGAAUUUGAAGAAAAGUUUAAAUCCUUCACCAACAGCUCUGCAGGCUGUAACGACUUUUAAAUUUGACGCAAUGAAGUGUUCUAAUAUUUACUUCUGGUACAAGAAAUUAA
Molecule: messenger RNA, 1362 nt
Organism: Amyelois transitella
Lineage: Eukaryota; Metazoa; Arthropoda; Insecta; Lepidoptera; Pyralidae
Product: multiple inositol polyphosphate phosphatase 1
Exons: 5
Coding region: 35-1312 (425 amino acids)
Molecular function (GO): inositol phosphate phosphatase activity; acid phosphatase activity
Source: RefSeq, a predicted model, not a curated record